Messenger RNA from Orbicella faveolata, 3424 nucleotides. Its product is annotated as transmembrane prolyl 4-hydroxylase-like. Lineage: Eukaryota; Metazoa; Cnidaria; Anthozoa; Scleractinia; Merulinidae. Gene Ontology annotation, cellular component: endoplasmic reticulum. Gene Ontology annotation, biological process: peptidyl-proline hydroxylation to 4-hydroxy-L-proline. The record is from RefSeq and is a predicted model, not a curated record. Gene Ontology annotation, molecular function: iron ion binding; calcium ion binding; L-ascorbic acid binding.
AAGUACAGCGACCAGAUGGUUCCUGUUGUAACAGAUUGAUCACAUAAAGCUCAGGCCAAACAUACUCGCAAGUAGACGAAACUUGAAAACUUCCAUGGGUCUACUUGCGACUAUACGUACUUGCUAGUCUGUUUGGCCAGGGCUUAAGACUACAUCACGGAUGACAAAUGAAUGAAAGACAGGCAAUAUCAGAACGUAUAAAUACAACAUAAAUAAAUUAAAUAGCCCGUGCAUGGAAAGGACCAAGAAUUACUGAGUGACCUUCAAUAACAUUUGGUAACGAAUGAGAAACCUAUUAAUACGAGUUGAAUUGCAUCACCCGUAAUAACUAUUUAUCUUACUGUGUCUUGAUUUGACUUAAAAUUCAAACACUGAUAAGUCUUAUUUCCCGCGUGCUCUGUCUCCCGAUAUUGAACUUCAAGUAUUUUAUUUCAGGUUUUAUCACGCCUAAAGAGUUUGAGAACAUGAACACUCGCGGUGCUGAUACAAUGAUGAUGCACGCGGGAAAAACGCAUCCAAAGUACAGACCUCGCUACAGUUAUCAGACCUUUGUGAACCAGAGAUACCUCAAGGAUCCGAUCUUGGACAAAAUUAUAGAAAGAGUAAUCAAAUUAACAAAGUUGCCAAGAGAAAUAAUAUAUGGAAGCGAAAGACUUCAGGUUGUUUAUUAUGAUCAAGUUGGUCAUUAUCAUGCUCAUUUCGAUUCGGAAACUCACGAGAAGACCGAGAUCCCUUGCUGUCAUCAACAAGUUGAAGAGAAGAUGCUGAGCUUUGAACAUCCCUGUAGGCUUUGCAGGUAUAUCACCAUUUUGUAUUAUCUUAAUGAUGUCGAUGCUGGAGGUGAAACAGCUUUUCCUGUUGCAGACAACGAAACCUUAAACAUGGAGUACUUAAAAGACAGCCGAGGCAAGCUGGACUAUUUCAACCUCAGCCACAACUGCCAUGUGGGAAAUCUAUUGAUCAAACCUCGCAAGGGAACGGCAGUCAUGUGGUAUAACCAUUUUAUGGAUGAGGACAGCGGUUGGCUCGGCAAAAUGGAUGAGUAUAGUUUACACGGAGGAUGUGACAUACUGAAAGGAGAAAAAUGGAUUGCGAAUAACUGGAUCACAGCACCAUACAAGGAUGGAGCACAUGUCCCGAGCUCGUGGCUCAAUUUUUAUUAUGCGUUUAGUCUAUGGGUGCUCCACAUUUCAGGCCUUCUUUUCGCUUUGUCUGCUGAAUGCGAAAAACAGAGUUAUAACGUGUGUAGGUUUGUACGGGACGGUGAAAGUUGCGACUACAAGAAGUUCGAUUCGCAUGGAGAUGAACCCUGUGUUAUCGGUAGAAAGGCUGGAUUGACGAGAAUCAAUGGUGUCAAGGUUGGUCACGUCGAAGAAGUAGAUCUCGGAGAUGGAAUCAAAAAGCGCAUAACAAGAGCAAUGCGGCCUCUUUUGUUUGAAAUUCCAAAUUUUCUGUCAGACCAGGAGUGUGAUCACAUUAUUCGCCUGGCGGAAAGCAAACACUUCAUUACCAGUGUGGCUCGUGGAGGACUUCAGUCCACGAGUGACUUUGAAAUUCCUGACAUUAGAAAUGGACCAAUGCAUGUGGACUAUUUUCAUGCUUGGGAUCUCGACAAGGAUGGAAAAUUAACCUUGGAAGAGCUUAUAGCGUAUGCGAAAAAAUACCAAUAUUUGAUUCUAACAAGAGAUGACACAUUGGAAAUGCUACACAGUGUGAACGUGACGGAGCUAGACGAUGGGUAUGCUACACUGGAUGAAUUCAAGAAGAUGAACACGUUGGGAUUAAUGGACUUGCUCUCGGCGACGGCUUUGUCACAUCCACUACACAGGCCACGAUACAGUGAUCAGACCUGGAUUAACCAGAGAGCUUUGGCUGAUCCAGUUUUAGAUAAAGUUACAGAGAGGAUUGUGGAACUUACUAGACUUCCUCGAGAAAUUGUAUACGGAAGUGAGAGAAUUCAGGUUGUCCGCUAUGGGAAAUAUGGUCAUUACCACGCCCACUUUGAUUCUGAAACUGAGCAGAGAACGGACAAAAAGUGCUGCCAUCUUCAUGAAGAUGUGGUCGGAGCUUUUCUGAAAGGCGAAAGUUGUAAGCUUUGUAGAUACGUCACUGUCCUUUAUUACUUGAAUGAUGUGGAGGAAGGAGGAGAAACAGCAUUCCCAAUGGCUGACAAUACAACUCGUAACAUGGAGUUUGUUACAUCAAGUCGUGGUGAUCUAGAUUUCUUUAACCUCAGUCACAACUGCCACCAGGGUCUGGUUGUCAGUCCACGAAAAGGAACGGCGGUCAUGUGGUACAAUCACUUCAUAGAUGAAGAAAGUGGCUGGAUGGGUGCAAGAGACGAGUACAGUCUGCAUGGAGGAUGCGAUAUACUGAAGGGAGAAAAAUGGAUAGCUAAUCUCUGGAUAACCGCUCCUUACAGAGACGGGGCACAUCUUCCCAGUUCGUGGCUUGGAAAUUUUGAUAUUAUUUAGGAGUUAAAAUUAUCUGUCUUUGCGUUUAGACUUAGACUUUGGCGCGUUUAGAAAACUUCCUGUGAAACACUUUCUGUUCAAAGAAGUUACUUUAUCGUCGGCCUGACUACAUGAAACAUAGCUGUGUAUGAUGGCCGAGAUGACAUAAAGGAUUUUACAGGACGUUGUCACAUGACUAUGGCUUUGCGCUACUCGUGAACUGAGAUGGCGACUAAAACGUCAGAGAGGACUGUCAUUUCAAGCUUCCACGACUGAGCACCUCGAUGUUCUGUAGAUGGAUGCAUGCAUGCACCGCUGUCACCUUCAUCAUUUGUUAUUACAGUAAAAUGCAAAUAAUCGUACAUUGACUUAUAAAACCUUUAUCCUGUAUUUGAAGCAUACAAGUUAGAUAGAAAAUUUCAAGUCUAUUCCGGUUUCUUGGCUGUGGUGACAAAAAGGCGAAAAUUCUCACACGUUAAGGGAAAAGCGCAAGGGUAAGGGAAAAGUAUCCAUUAAAAGCAAGUAGACUAGAGAAAAGCUUGCUAGUAAAAACUUUGAAAAUAUGUUGUUGAUAUCUGACGGGAGAAUUCUGCAAAUUGCUUGAAAUUGAAAACAGUACGGAUUGUUGAAAUUAAAGUAGACCAAGGUAAACUUCUAGUCGGAGCAGUAGUUGGUGUAGAUUGAUCAGUUCCGCCUCUUCAUACCUGUAGUUUCGGGGGAAGAGUGUGGGCUCAUUAAGGCUCUUGGUCAGUAGGGACGACGUGAAAAUUAACAGUGGGAGGCCAAAAGAAAAGCGAGCAGAGCAGGACCUUCCUCAGUUUUCUUUCGCUCGCCCGAUUUUCCGCUUCGUCACUACUGACCGAAAGCCUGGGGCCGGCUAAAACGGCUGGUAAUUGAGGUCAUGGAUGUUGUUGGUUUAUCAGUAACUUUGAAAGAAAUUUGAUCUGGAAUAAAGGUUAUUUCGGGAAGCC